Schistosoma spindalis is the source of this 631-nucleotide messenger RNA. NCBI's taxonomy places the organism in Eukaryota, Metazoa, Platyhelminthes, Trematoda, Strigeidida, Schistosomatidae. The record is from the annotation of a GenBank genome assembly.
UAUGUUUGGAAAAUCCGCAGCGCGUUAUAUAAACUUUUUGCUACGUGGUCGGGGACCGGUGACGUAUUGUUUAUGUCAUGGUUGACGAAGCUACAAAGAAAACUCUUGCUGCGAUACCACUUCUCAAAACAAGAGCAGGUCCUCUAGAUGGAGACAUGUGGAUACAAAGGCUGAAGGAAGAGUACCAAGCCCUAAUAAAAUACGUGGAAAAUAAUAAGGCUGCAGACAACGAUUGGUUUCGCAUUGAAUCAAACCAACUUGGCACUCGUUGGUAUGGAAAAUGUUGGUAUAUACAAGAUAUGAAGAAGUAUGAGUUCGAUUUGAAUUUCGAUAUACCUGUUUCAUAUCCCAGUACUAACCCAGAACUUGCCUUACCUGAGCUUGAUGGAAAAACAGCGAAAAUGUAUAGGGGCGGUAAAAUAUGCCUAACGGAUCAUUUCAAACCACUAUGGAGUAGGAACGUCCCUAGAUUCGGGAUCGCACAUGCAAUAGCACUUGGUUUGGGUCCUUGGUUGGCCGUAGAAGUACCUGAUUUGAUAUCGAAAGGAAUUGUUAAACACAGAGAUGAUCAGUAAUAUAUGUAUUUCCAUACUUAAUUUAAUAUAAUGAUAUUGUUUUUUUAAUUACGGUA